This is a messenger RNA of Candoia aspera, 1384 nucleotides long. It is a transcript of the gene GNB5, whose product is annotated as G protein subunit beta 5. Gene Ontology annotation, biological process: G protein-coupled receptor signaling pathway; G protein-coupled dopamine receptor signaling pathway. Gene Ontology annotation, cellular component: heterotrimeric G-protein complex; cytoplasm. Lineage: Eukaryota; Metazoa; Chordata; Lepidosauria; Squamata; Candoiidae. Gene Ontology annotation, molecular function: protein binding; signaling receptor complex adaptor activity. The record is from RefSeq and is a predicted model, not a curated record. The transcript has 12 exons. Bases 118 to 1305 code for a protein of 395 amino acids.
ACUGUCUUUUCUCUAAUCAAACACUUCCUGUUGCUUAUCUUUUUUUUAAGACAUGAAGAAAACAGUUUUGCACUUCCACCCGUUUUGCACUAUUCUUUCUUACAGCUCCCUGCAAAGAUGUGUGACCAGACCUUUGCAGUUAAUAUUUUUGGCCCGUGUGACAAUUGCUCCAAAGAAAGAGUUCUCCAGCAAGUAUACCGCAAAUCGGAGAAACGCAGCUGCUGCUCGCUGUGCGUGAAACUGAUGGCAACCGAGGGGCUGCAGGAGAAGGAGAGCCUGGCCGUGCUGAAGAACGAGGCGGAGAGCCUCAAGGGCAAGCUGGAGGAGGAGCGGGCCAAGCUGCACGACGUGGAACUGCAUCAGGUGGCUGAGCGUGUGGAGGCUUUGGGACAGUUUGUGAUGAAGACACGAAGGACAUUGAAAGGCCAUGGUAAUAAAGUCCUCUGUAUGGACUGGUGCAAAGACAAAAGAAGAGUUGUCAGCUCUUCCCAGGAUGGGAAGGUGAUAGUUUGGGAUGCCUUCACCACCAAUAAGGAGCACGCGGUGACGAUGCCCUGCACAUGGGUAAUGGCAUGUGCCUAUGCUCCUUCCGGAUGUGCCAUUGCUUGUGGCGGACUGGAUAACAAAUGUUCUGUAUACCCCUUGACCUUUGAAAAAAACGAGAAUAUGGCCGCUAAGAAGAAAUCAGUCGCCAUGCAUACUAACUACUUGUCAGCUUGCAGCUUCACUAAUUCUGAUAUGCAGAUCUUGACUGCAAGUGGCGACGGCACCUGUGCCCUCUGGGACGUUGAGAGCGGGCAGCUCCUGCAGAGUUUUCAUGGCCACGGGGCAGACGUCUUGUGCCUGGAUCUUGCUCCAUCAGAAACAGGGAACACCUUUGUGUCGGGGGGGUGUGAUAAAAAAGCAAUGAUCUGGGACAUGCGGACUGGGCAGUGCAUUCAAUCCUUCGAAACCCACGAAUCAGAUAUUAAUGGUGUCAGGUACUACCCAAGUGGAGAUGCCUUUGCCUCUGGCUCAGAUGAUGCCACAUGCCGUUUAUAUGACCUCCGAGCAGACAGAGAGGUAGCCAUCUAUUCCAAAGAAAGCAUCAUCUUUGGGGCGUCCAGUGUGGAUUUUUCUCUUAGCGGGCGUUUAUUAUUUGCGGGCUACAACGACUACACCAUAAACGUUUGGGAUGUUCUGAAAGGGUCUCGGGUUGCUAUUUUGUUUGGGCACGAGAACCGUGUUAGCACUUUGAGGGUCUCGCCUGACGGGACUGCGUUUUGUUCUGGAUCGUGGGAUCACACUCUAAGGAUUUGGGCUUAAACGGCAGGGCUGUUUCCAAACACGUGUCCACAUAGGCAUCAUAGGAUCACACCCCCCAUGGAACACCAGUUCACAGGGG